UAAUUUAUAUUAUUUUUCUUUGCUAGAAUUUUUAUUGGCACAUUAUUUGCAUGGGCAAAGCGACAUUUAUCUUCAAAAGAAUAAAGAAUUCUCUCCACCAUAUUUCAAUUUUUUAUACAUUCCAAGUUCCUCCUCCAAAUCUGAGGAGCUUCUCUUGUCUCGGCAGUGCAGGCUAAGAAUUAGGGGCUUAUGAUCAAGCAAUUAACCAUGAACAAAGUUUGGUACCUGGUGUUGAUAGUUUUCUGCAAUGGGCUUGCAGCAAAUGGGGCUGGCACUAACAAUUCUACUAGACCAAGUACUGUAAAUAUUGGGGGUAUUUUCUCUCUUGCAUCCGUCAUUAGCAGGGUUGGAAAAGUGGCAGUAGAAGCUGCGGUUGAAGAUAUAAAUUCUGAUCCAUCUGUUCUUGGUGGAACUAAACUGGAACUUACGGUGCAGGACAGCAAUUUCAGCGGAUUUAUGGGCAUUAUUGAGGCCUUAAAGUUCAUGGAGAAAGACACGUUAGCCAUAAUUGGCCCUCAAACUGCUGUAAUAGCUCAUGUGAUAUCUCAUAUUGCAAAUGAGCUCCAUGUUCCACUGUUGUCAUUUACCGUGACAGACCCUACCCUCUCUUCCCUUCAGUUCCCGUAUUUCGUUAGAACUACCCAGAGUGAUCAGUAUCAGAUGGCGGCAAUAGCAGACAUUGUUGACCACUAUGGAUGGAAAGAGGUAAUUGCAAUCUAUGUCGACGAUGACUAUGGAAGAAAUGGGAUCACUGCAUUAGGGGACAAGCUUGCUGAGAAACGUUGUAAGAUUUCAUACAAAGCACCUGUGAAGCUUGAACCAACCAAGAAUGACAUCACAGAUGUAUUGGUGAAGGUGGCUUUAACGGAAUCUCGGAUUGUUGUUCUUAUUGCUUAUCCUGGUUGGGGUAUGGAGGUUUUCAAGGUAGCACAAUAUCUUGGCAUGAUGGGAACUGGGUAUGUCUGGAUAGCUACUACUUGGCUCUCUAGUGUAAUUGAUAUCAAUUCUUCUCUCACUCCGGAUGAAAAGAAUAAUAUUGAAGGAGUUCUUACAUUGCGAAUGCACACACCAGAUUCAGAACUGAAAAGAAAAUUUAUUUCUAGGUGGAGUAGCUUAACCAGUAAAAGGGCAGCUGACAGCUCUCUUGGGUUUAGUCCUUAUGCUCUAUACGCCUAUGACACUGUAUGGUUGCUUGCUCGUGCAAUUAAUGCAUUUUUCAAUAAAGGGGGACAAAUCUCAUUUUCAGAUGAUUCGAGGUUAACACAGUUACGGGGAGGCAACUUACGUCUGGAUGCUAUGAGCAUCUCUAAUGGUGGAAGUUUGUUGCUUCAACAAAUUUUAGCCACAAAUAUGACUGGCCUGACUGGCCACGUCAAAUUCACUUCAGAUAGGGACCUCAUUCGUCCUGCAUUUGAAAUCAUCAAUGUGAUUGGUACAGGGAUAAGACCAAUUGGUUAUUGGUCUAAUUAUUCAGGAUUAUCAGUUUUGCCUCCAGAAACACUUUACACAGAGCCGCCAAAUCGUUCUAGUUCAAACCAACAACUACACCCUGUAAUUUGGCCAGGACAAACAAUAGAAAAGCCUCGUGGGUGGGUUUUCCCAAACAAUGGAAGGCAUUUGAUAAUCGGAGUUCCAAAACGAGUCAGCUAUAAAGAAUUUGUCUCACAAGCAGAAGGCACUGAUAUGUUCACUGGCUACACUAUUGAUGUAUUUACUGCUGCAUUGAACUUGUUGCCAUAUGCUGUCCCCUAUAAGUUAAAACCAUUUGGGGAUGGUAUUAACAACCCAAGUGACACUGAGCUAGUGCGUUUGAUCACAACUGGAGCGUUUGAUGCAGCAAUUGGAGACAUUGCAAUCAUCACUAAUCGAACAAGGAUGGCUGAUUUCACACAGCCAUAUAUUGAAUCUGGAUUAGUUGUAGUGGCACCUGUUAGAAAAGUGCAUUCUAAUGCUUGGGCUUUUCUGAGGCCAUUCACUGCAAAGAUGUGGGCUGUUACAGCUGCAUUUUUUGUCAUUGUUGGAGCAGUUGUUUGGAUUUUGGAGCAUAGGCUGAAUGAUGACUUUCGUGGCCCUCCUAGAAAACAAGUUGUCACUACCCUGUGGUUUAGCUUUUCAACCAUGUUCUUUGCCCACAGAGAAAAUACAGUUAGCACCCUUGGACGCAUAGUUUUGAUUAUAUGGCUAUUUGUCGUUCUUAUAAUCAAUUCAAGCUACACUGCAAGUUUGACCUCAAUUCUCACAGUGCAACAGCUUGCUUCACCUAUUAAAGGCAUUGAAUCUUUAGUUGCAAGCACUGAUCCCAUCGGCUAUCAGCAGGGUUCCUUUGCCCGAAAUUAUCUGAUUGAGGAACUCAGCAUUCAGGAGUCCAGACUUGUUCCUCUGAAAACUCCGGAAGAUUAUGCUCAAGCCUUGAAAGACGGUCCCCAUAAGAAGGGUGGUGUUGCUGCAGUUGUUGAUGAGCGUGCAUACGUAGAACUAUUCCUCUCAACCCGAUGUGAAUUCAGUAUUAUUGGUCAAGAAUUCACCAAAGCCGGUUGGGGUUUUGCCUUUCCACGGGACUCGCCUUUAGCAGUUGACAUGUCCACUGCCAUUCUGAAACUGUCUGAAACUGGUGAUCUUCAAAGGAUCCACGACAAAUGGCUUACAAGAAGUGCUUGUACUUCACAAAACACAAAGCUUGAAGUGGACCGUCUUACCCUCAGAAGUUUUUGGGGCCUCUUUGCUGUGUGUGGGUUAAUUUGUCUGGCGGCUCUCAUAAUAUUUCUCAUCCUGAUGGUUCGCCAGUUCACUAGGCACUACAGCGAGGAAAUAGAGUCACCUCCUAGCUCGCGUUCUGGACGUCUUCAAACAUUUCUUUCAUUUGUUGAUGAGAAGGAAGAUGAAGUCAAAAGGCGCUCAAAGAGAAGGCAAAUGGAAAGAAUGUCAAAUAGAAGUGCUGGUGAAAGUGAUCAAUCCAUGAACAGCUCCAGAGCUAGAUACCUGGAAUCAGCUUCCCACAAUACCGAGAAUUGUAAUAAUGUCUGAUUAAAAACCAUUUAAACAACCCGAAACCUUCAUAUAUAUUCUUAGUCCAAAUUUUACACAUGAAUAUGUAAAUCACUAGUGUGACUCUGGGUAUUUUGGUGUAUGAUUUUGGCCUAAAAGCAUGUUUACGUAGAUAACAAACGUCAUUACUCUUUUAUAA
Molecule: messenger RNA, 3184 nt
Organism: Ziziphus jujuba (common jujube)
Lineage: Eukaryota; Viridiplantae; Streptophyta; Magnoliopsida; Rosales; Rhamnaceae
Product: glutamate receptor 3.6-like
Exons: 7
Coding region: 190-3024 (944 amino acids)
Cellular component (GO): plasma membrane
Molecular function (GO): signaling receptor activity; ligand-gated monoatomic ion channel activity
Source: RefSeq, a predicted model, not a curated record